AUGGCCGCCAGCGCUAUCUCCCUAGUCCAUAGCUUUAAUGUUAUCCACGCCGAUAUCAGUGCACGAAACUUCCUCGUCGCUGACGACUUAUCGAUCAAGCUUUGCGAUUUCUCUGGCUCGGCAAUUAGUGAAAAAGCUCCUCUUGUAGAGGAGGAAGAUCGAUAUCGGAUGGCCCCUGAUUCCCCACGGUCCACCGUGACAGAUAUUUUUGCACUGGGAUGUCUGAUAUUCGAGAUCACGACCGGUCUGCGCCUAUACGAUGAAAUUAAUGACGACGAUUAUCAAGAGAUUGAAAGCCGCUAUGCUAUUGGUCAAUUUCCGUGUCUUGACGGUCUUCCUUACCGAGAAAUCAUACACAAGUGCUGGACUUGUCAGUACACCAACGUCGACCAGCUUAAGCGUGAUCUGCAAAAGAGAAAGGGAGUUGGCCGAUUGAUCUUGCCUGUUUCUCUUUCAGGGUCUGGAACAGGGGUUACGAUGGCAACGCGUCUGUUGUCGUUUGUCACAUCGACACUUUUUGCCAUCACAAUCAGCGGUAUUCUGCUUUGGUGGUAUCCAAAACGCGGAUAUUGGAGAUCGCAAAUGACUUGGAAUUAA
Molecule: messenger RNA, 597 nt
Organism: Penicillium alfredii
Lineage: Eukaryota; Fungi; Ascomycota; Eurotiomycetes; Eurotiales; Aspergillaceae
Exons: 1
Coding region: 1-597 (198 amino acids)
Biological process (GO): protein phosphorylation; mitotic DNA damage checkpoint signaling
Cellular component (GO): nucleus; cytoplasm
Molecular function (GO): ATP binding; protein serine/threonine kinase activity
Source: RefSeq, a predicted model, not a curated record